CCGCAUGCACUUCCCUGCCCGCCGGGCCCGGGCGCAGAGCCGCACUGCAGACCGGGCUGCACACGGCAGCAGCAAUGCUGCAGGUAAGGUGCGCCUGGGCCACAUCCUGCGACCCUGCUGUGUGCUGGAACACCACGUCCCUGCUCUAGCUGCGUCUCCUAGCGCUGAGCACGGCUGAUAUAACAUGGGGUGUGCCAGCGGCUGGCCGGGGGCUGCCCUUGCCCUCCUGCUGCUACCGCUGCUCAGCCUCCUGGCGCUCUGCUUGGCAGCACUGGAGGAACUGGACCCCGCCACUGAGAGGCAGCCGCGAACAGUGUGCACCCUGCAGGAGGGGGAGAGUCGUAUCUUCACCUGCUGGGUGCCCCGGCCAGCCCCCGGUGCCACGCUGGCCUGGUACCUCAACGGUCAGAAACAGGAAGUGAACCUCUCGACUGCAGACACUGCCAGCAUCCUCACCUUCACUGGCCAGCGCUCCGACCACCAGCUCAACUGCUCCCUGACCAUCCCGACCCCCAGUGAGAGCUACAACACCUCCAUCCUUCUCAAUGUGCAGUAUAAGCCAGAGAUCCUCCAGGAAGGUGCCCACUACCAGCAGGUUGAGGGCACUGGCCUUCUCCUGGUGCUCUUUGUGCUGGUGCAAGCCAACCCACCUGCCAGCAUCACCUGGAUGGACAAGCAUGGGCAUGUGAUGGCUAACACCUCCAAGUUUCUCCUGGGUGCCACAAGCUACCCAGGCCUGGCCAACCACUCACUCCACAUCCAUCUUAACUGCACAGCUGGAAACCUCUCCAUCAGUGCAGCCAACAGUGUGGGCAUCACCACUGCCUCCCUCCUGCCCACAGUGCAGGUCUGCUGGAUGCCCGUGUGGAGCUGCCUGUCCUGGGAGUUGCCAUUGGAGCAGCCCUGGCCCUAUCUGCCCUGCUCAGCCUGGGCUCCUGUGCUGCCUGCCUGGCAUGUCGCUUGCCCGAGCUUAUGCGAGGUCCGGGGCAAGCAGGACGCAGCCCACGCAGCCAGGGCUCCCAGUGCAGCAGCUCUGAGCCCCCGCAGCCCCAGGGCACGCGUCUGCCCCGCCAGACCCAGUCCCUGCCACCCAACCUGCGCCUCGGUGACCUUGCACAGGAAGAGGGAGCUUCCCCCAAGGAUGCAGGAGCCAGUGCUAGGGGAGAAGAAAGUGCCCUGCUAGGACUGGAAAACUCCCUGGUCCGCAGCAAGCUUGGUUUUAUCCAGCUCCCAGUGUCUGGGCGCAUCUACAAAGUGCCCAGCAUGAGCAGUGAUGAGAUCUGGCUGUGAGCUGCAGCGUGGUGCCCGUGAGCCAGGGCUGUGCCAGAGCUGAGCAGCUGAGGGUGCCAGGAAGGCCGUGGUGGAAGUGGCAGCUGACCAGCUCCAGUCUGUGCUGUGCAAGGCUUGGGAGCUGUGCCAUCAGCCAAGGCAUGGUUAAAUGUAGUCCCUGAACUUUACUGAUACUCUGUUAUAAUCAAAAUGCAUCAAAACCGUUUAUAGCCAGGCUCCAGCACUGCGAUUCCUCUCGGGGUAAAGCCAAGCACCAGCUUUGCUUUAGCAGGUUUGUGACUCCCUGCAUGACCCUCUUUGCCCCUGUCCCUGCUGCUGUGGCAGAUGGGUGGGAGGUCAGUGGAGCAGGGGCUGAGAAGAGCCCAACAGCAAUAAACUGAAUUCAAGCA
Molecule: messenger RNA, 1679 nt
Organism: Melospiza melodia melodia
Lineage: Eukaryota; Metazoa; Chordata; Aves; Passeriformes; Passerellidae
Gene: TMEM25
Product: transmembrane protein 25
Exons: 6
Coding region: 185-1183 (332 amino acids)
Biological process (GO): negative regulation of excitatory postsynaptic potential
Source: RefSeq, a predicted model, not a curated record